Molecule: messenger RNA, 4504 nt
Organism: Aspergillus heteromorphus CBS 117.55
Lineage: Eukaryota; Fungi; Ascomycota; Eurotiomycetes; Eurotiales; Aspergillaceae
Product: WD repeat protein
Exons: 2
Coding region: 1-4110 (1369 amino acids)
Biological process (GO): positive regulation of TOR signaling
Molecular function (GO): protein binding
Source: RefSeq, a predicted model, not a curated record
AUGUCCGACUACUCGCGAUUGCCCACCCGAGGCAGCUCGUCGCCAGCACCGCCGCCUCCCCCUCCACCAGUUCCCGUGCAACAGAGUCACAAGUAUUCCAACCGCGCGGCCAGUGCUCUAGCAAGAUUCGCCCAGCCCUUUUUCUCGGGGUCGAGACCUCCCAGUCCGCACACGCCCGGGAGUCGUGCAGAUUUGUCUGCUGGUCCCCGUUCAACCAGGUCCAAGUCUUUACCUGGAGAAUCUCAGACCGUCUCUCAUAAGACCGGGAUCCCCAUUGCCGCUUUAGACAUCUCCCCGCAACGGACACAUGCAGUCAUUGGCGGGAAGGAGAUUUUAAAGACGAUCCGCGUCUCGCCCGAUCAUUCGUCUGAGGAGUUCAACCUUCGCAAUGCUAUCAUUAGCUACUCCUCCACUCACCACGUCGGCAGCGGCCUCUCCGCCCGGCAUAAAGACCAGCUGACAGUGAGGGAUGUGAAGUGGUCACAUGGCGGGUAUGACCAGAUCAUCGCCACCGCCGUGGCCAAUGGCCGCAUUGUAGUCUAUGAUUUACUCCGGACUGGCUUGGAAUGUUGCCGGUUUCAGGGACACAGCCGCCAGGUUCACCGGUUGGCCUUCAAUCCGCACCACGCGUCAUGGCUUCUGUCGGGGAGUCAGGAUUCCUCAAUCCGAAUGUGGGACUUGCGGACUGCUUCUGCGGAACGUGGCGUCUUGGUGUGUGGGAGUCUGGACCUGUUCCACGGUAACAGUGAUGCCAUCCGGGAUAUCAGGUGGUCGCCAACCGAAGGGGUUAUGUUCGCGACGGCGACAGACAGCGGUGCCAUACAGCUGUGGGAUUGUCGCAAAUCCAAUGCUCCCUUGAUGCGGAUUACUGCCCAUGACAGACCCUGCUUCUCGGUAGACUGGCACCCUGAUGGCAAGCAUCUCGUGAGUGGUGGCACGGAUAGGCAGGUCAAGGUCUGGGAUUUCUCCUCCUCGGCGGAGCGCAGGCAAAAGCCCGCGUUCCAGUUUCGGACCCCACAGGCUGUCCUCAACGUCCGCUGGCGUCCGCCAUCCUGGGCAAGAGAGCCCGAAGGGGCGGGCGACUGGCAGUCAUCCCAGGUAGUAACCUCUUACGACAAGGAAGACCCGCGAGUGCAUCUCUGGGACCUUCGGCGACCACACAUACCUUUCCGCGAGUUUGACCGUUACGACGCCCAUGCUACCGACUUGCUCUGGCAUUCAAAAGACCUGCUAUGGACAGUAGGCGAAGCCGGUGCGUUCACUCAGACGGAUAUCCGCUACGCCCCCCAGGUUGUCAAUCAACGACCGACAUGCUCGGUGGCCUGGAGUCCCAGUGGGGAGGUCCUGGCGUUUGUCCAGAAGCGUCCCCGGCGUAGCACUUUAGGUCUCAGCGCUACCGAGUUCGUGGGUCCUCAACAGGAGGAGCACAGUAGUGGUGAAGCCUUGAGCCAGAGUCCUGGAGAAGAUAUUCUCGACGAGCCUUCGUUCGCUUCUAUCCGCCAUCGGCAUAGUAAGUCCACCAGUGCUCGGCAGUCUAAAUCUCUAGGCAGUACUCCGCCGGGCGCACAAGAUCUCAUCCCCGUCCUCCCAUUAGAGAAAGUCCUGUCGAAGAUCAAGACUCCCGAUGCUCUCCAGUUCGGGGCGGUUGGAAGCAUCCCAGGGGCCACAAUGGAUCGAGAUACCUCUCAAUAUUUGGCGUCUCAAUAUUCUGCUUUGCUCCCUGAUUCAAACACCAUCCACCCGGAUGCACUGUCUUCAUUGCUCGAAUCGCUGGAUCACAAUGCUCAGUGUUCUGAAGAUGCGUCUUUACUCAAACUUGCACAGACUUGGCGCAUCAUCAAAUUUGCUGUCAUUCAAGAACUCGAAGUUCGUGCAAGAGAGCAACGUCGGUCCCUAGAAAAGGGAUCUCGCUCUAUGAGAAAGAGACCGUCCAAGGAAGGUCCGAUCGCUGAGAAGCAAAGGACAUUGGAGGAUGGGAGGAAUGAUAAGCUGAAAACCCGACUAUUCAAGGGUGUAAUGGAAAAUGAGGCAUCGAAGCAUCCGCUCGCAGAUAGCGAGAGUGCGUCGAAUAUGACAACACCACUUGCACAGCCUUUGCCGGAUUCCCCUCUCGCGUCUUUAGACAGCACCAACUCGCAGGUAACGUCUUUAAACGAUACUACGGAUAUACAACCCCUUCCACCAUCGGUGCUAAGCUCCAAUCAUGGCACCAUGACUUCGAAUGAUUGGUCAUCGAUGUCGGAUAUCGAUCCUCAACCGAUUCACCAAUUCCAGCAUCGCCAGUCCAAUGCAAGCGAGCCUGCUAAUAUUCCUCCUGAGAGCCUAAUGUCUGAUCCAGGGCUCGCCCCGAUGGCUGAGGAGUUAGAAGACGACCAGAGAUCUGCGCCCCGCGCCAUCGCCGGUAGAGCAGAUUGGCAUUUGAAACCUCUUCCUGGUACUUCCAAAGGAACCUCGGAGGUAGAUGAGUUUGAUCAGAAGAUGGAGGAUAAACGAGCGGCAAUCCGCGAUUACAAGAUUUUCCCCAAGAAGGUCCUCUCGCUAGAAACCCCCAUGGAGCCAAUCAAGCCCCCAGGGUUCCAUCGCCACGAGUCAUCGGAGAGUUUCCCGAUGUUCUCUGCAUCCACGGAGAGUUCGCACCCACCGAAAUCAAUGGCCACAUCAUUCUCUUCGGCGGCGAUAUUGCAUCAAGCCCGCGAACGUGAAGGCGAUAGCCAUGAUAGUCCAGAGGCGGGGACUGCAGCGCUCAGUAGCAGCUAUGUGCGGACUCGAGGGGACUCGGUUAUCGGAUCUGCUAUCGUAAAUGAGAAAGGCAUUCAGGACAGCGAAACGCUUAGCGAAGAGCCUCCCGGCGCCGAGAAUGUCCACCUGCAGCGGCCUUCCACUCCUCCUCGCCUUUUCAAGGAAAGCGAGCCCUUGGAUACCCCCUCCCAGGAAAGCGAAUUCCAAACACCUGUACACCCCAGUUCGACCUACACAGGCAUUCCUGGAGUGACGGAGAACCUUCUUGACGUCGGUAUCCCCAUCAGUUCUGAUGUGACUACUAACAAGCCCUGGAGCAUCGAAUGGCUGUUCAAAGAAGCCAUCAGACACUAUCACAGUGGGACUCAGGUGGACAUUCAGUCCGCUGCACAUCUUCUCCAGAAGUUACACAUGCUUUUCCAGGAUUGCGACAAGAUCCUUCCCACCCCGGAGUCCGAAUACAUAUUCAAGGCCUACAACGAACAACUGAUGCGCCAGUCAAUGUAUCUCGAAGCGGCCGAGCUCCGACUCCAGUGCGUACCAUCCUACCCAGCAGUCUACGAAUACGCCCAGGGAGACACCUACAUGAACGUGUUCUGCUUCACAUGCAAGCGGCCGUACGAAAAUCCCAUGACCGACAACCGUCGCUGCCAUCGCUGUGACACUCCCCAAGAACCAUGUGCCAUCUGCAUGAGCCUCGACCCGCCUCCCGAAUGGGUAGCAGAGCAAUCAAACUCAUCACCCUACGCCACCCACGAGCCAGACUCCGAAGUCACCUCCCACAUCCAAUCAUCCCGAUCCUCCCUGAAAACCGAACCCAUCCCCGAGUGCGAAUUACCCCAACACCACCUAGACACAAUCACCUCCGACCCCUCCCAACCUCCCCGACCCAAGGGCUCCACCCUCUGGACCUGGUGCCAAGGCUGCGGCCACGGAGGCCACCUCGCCUGCAUCAGCAUCUGGCUGAACGACAUCUCCGUCAGCGAAGGCGGCUGCGCCACCCCCGGAUGCAUGCACGACUGCGGCCCCGGCCCCCGCCGCGAACACAAUCGCUCCAUCCUGCUCGAGGAGUCUAAGCGCCGCGACUCUGCCGGUCGGAAAGCCGGCGUCGGUUUCGUCAAGCGAGACACCUGGACCAAGGGCGAGAGCCGAGCCGUCGAAAAGGUCCGUGGGAUGUUAGGCGUUGGCGCUUCCGCCGGCAGCGCUUCCACUACCACCACGACCACGACCACGAAUAGUGCCGGUCUUAGCGGUGCUUCCUCGAAUACCAUGUCGCCGAAGAAGGUCCGCCUGGUUACCCCGAGUGAGCAGGGUCAGCCGAGACGGGGUCCGCGUUCGAGUAUUGGGGGUUUGGGGGGACUUAGUGGCUAGAUUCGACUUCGACUUCGGCUUUGGCUUCUUCUUAAAAUUAAUAGCAGCUUUCUAUAGCCUCUCACUCAUUUCAUCUCACUUCCUCUCUCUAUUACCUCCUCCUCCUCCCCCCCCCUGGCUGGCUGGCUGGUUGGGUUGAUUGGUUGGUUGAAUAUUGCGGCGCGAUGCCCUGGUCCUCCUGCUACUGCUCCUGCUACUGCUACUGCUCCUGCUACUGCUCCUGCUACUUGCUAUGUCUUGUGACGCGCGUUGGUCGCCAACUACGUGAUGUGUGCAUGUACAUAGAACAUGUUCUUGGAUUGUGCAUGCAUACAUGGUCCUGAUAUUUGUGAAAGUCUUGUUUCGUAUAUCUUGACUGGGUCUGGGGAUGCACUUUUCUUUUCUUUCUCUGGGG